Messenger RNA from Morus notabilis, 3935 nucleotides. RefSeq names its product histidine kinase 4. The transcript is spliced from 11 exons. Lineage: Eukaryota; Viridiplantae; Streptophyta; Magnoliopsida; Rosales; Moraceae. The coding region runs from base 294 to 3323 and encodes 1009 amino acids. Gene Ontology annotation, biological process: phosphorelay signal transduction system; phosphorylation. Gene Ontology annotation, molecular function: phosphorelay sensor kinase activity. The record is from RefSeq and is a predicted model, not a curated record.
UUAUUUUUUAGUUUUUCUUCCCGGGUUUGCAUCUUUUGAGAGCCAUGCCUGUCUCUGAAAAUUGAGAUUUUUUGUUCUGGGUCUCUCUUUCUCUUUCUUCUCUCUACAAAGAAAUGGAAAGUUAAGAGCUUUUUGUCAUUUUGACAACUCUAGUUGCUCAUUUCUCUUCUGGGUUUUCUAGUGUUGUAUUGAUAAAUGUUUUUUUUUCCUUGAUGGGGGUUGUUCUCUGCUUAGAAGUGCAAGAGAAAGCAAAGUAAUUGUUUUUGCUUUUGUUUUUCCUGGGUCUUGUUCUGAUGGGUGUGAAGAGCAAUAAAAUGCAGAAUAACCACCAACAACAUAACCAUAACCAUUCAGUGGUAGUGAGAUUGAAUGAGCAAAUGGGGACAAAAAGAGGGUACACUUUUAUUCAGGCAUAUAGAGCUUGGAUCCCAAAGUUUCUAAUGCUUUGGGUUGUUGUGAUGGCGUUUAUUAGCAUGAUGAUCUACAAUUGGAUGGAUGCUGAGAUCAAGGAGAGAAGGAAAGAGGUCCUCACAAGCAUGUGUGAUCAGAGGGCCAGGAUGUUACAAGAUCAGUUUAUUGUCAGUGUUAAUCAUGUUCAUGCCCUUGCCCUCCUCGUUUCCACCUUCCAUUACUACAAGAACCCUUCUGCAAUUGAUCAGGAGACUUUUGCUGAGUACACAGCUUGUACAUCGUUUGAGAGGCCUUUACUGAGUGGGGUAGCCUAUGCUCAGAGAGUGGUGAAUUCGGAGAGGGAGAGUUUUGAGAGGCAACAUGGUUGGACCAUAAGGACAAUGGAGAGAGAGCCGUCCCCCGUGCGGGAUGAGUAUGCGCCUGUCAUCUUUUCUCAGGAAACUGUUUCAUACAUCGAGUCACUGGACAUGAUGUCUGGAGAGGAAGACAGAGAAAACAUCUUGAGGGCUAGGGCUACUGGGAAGGCUGUGCUAACAAGUCCCUUUAGGUUGCUAGGUUCUCAUCAUCUUGGUGUUGUGUUGACCUUCCCCGUUUACAAAUCCAAGCUCUCUUCACAUCCUACAGUAAAAGAGCGCAUCGAAGCAACUGCAGGAUACCUUGGUGGAGCCUUUGAUGUUGAGUCCCUUGUGGAGAAGUUACUUGGGCAACUUGCUGGGAAUCAAGCGAUUUUGGUUUAUGUAUAUGACAUCACAAACUCUUCCGAUCCCCUAAUCAUGUAUGGCCACCAAAAUCAAGAUGGAGACAUGUCUCUUACACAUGAAAGCAAGCUUGAUUUUGGAGAUCCAUUCAGAAAGCACGAGAUGAUAUGCAGAUAUCAUCAGAAAGCACCUGCAUCAUGGACAGCAAUUACCACUGCGUUUUUGUUCUUUGUGAUCUGUAUAUUAGUGGGCUAUAUCUUUUAUGGGGCUGCUAAUCACAUCGUUAAAGUUGAGGAUGAUUUCCAUGAAAUGCAGGAACUGAAAGUCCGCGCAGAGGCUGCUGAUGUUGCGAAAUCCCAGUUUCUUGCCACUGUUUCCCAUGAGAUCCGGACACCUAUGAAUGGCGUCCUCGGAAUGCUUGGUCUACUUUUGGAUACAGAUUUAAGCUCAACCCAGAGGGAUUUUGCUCAAACUGCUCAAGUCUGUGGACGGGCACUGAUAGCAUUGAUAAACGAGGUGCUUGACCGUGCAAAAAUUGAAGCGGGGAAGCUAGAGCUUGAAGCAGUUCCAUUUGAUCUCCGUUCUAUACUAGAUGAUGUCCUUUCUUUGUUUUCUGAGAAGUCCAGAAACAAGGGUAUCGAACUGGCAGUGUUCGUUUCUGCUAAAGUUCCAGAUAUCGUUAUGGGAGAUCCCGGGAGAUUCAGACAAAUUGUUACAAAUCUCGUGGGCAACUCUGUAAAGUUCACUGAACGGGGGCAUAUCUUUGUCAAAGUUCAUCUUGCUGAACCCUCAAAGACGGUAAUAAACGAGCCUUGUUUGAAUGGAGGGUCAGACGAAAGUGUAUUGACACCUGGGGGCCGUCAGUUUAAAACAUUAAGUGGUCAGGAAGCAGCUGAUGAACGGAACUGUUGGGAAACCUUCAGACAUCUAAUUGCUGAUGAAGAAUUCAGGUCUGACUCUUCAAGUAACAGAACGGCCAGUUUUGAAGCUUCUGACCACGUCACUUUGAUGGUAUGUGUGGAGGAUACAGGAAUCGGCAUCCCGUUAUCAGCUCAGGAUCGCAUUUUCACGCCCUUCAUGCAGGCAGACAGCUCAACAUCUAGACAUUAUGGAGGGACUGGUAUAGGCUUGAGCAUCAGCAAGUGUCUGGUUGAACGGAUGGGUGGUCAGAUAAACUUUGUAAGUCAACCUCAUGUUGGAAGUACAUUUUCGUUCACUGCCAUUUUUGAGAGGUGCAAGAAAACCUCAUUUAAUGAAAUGAAAAAGCCUAUUUCCGAAGAUCUGCCUUCUGGUUUUAGAGGACUGAAAGCAAUAUUAGUUGAUGGAAAACCUGUAAGAGCUGCUGUCACAAGUUAUCAUUUGAAGAGACUUGGUAUCCUAGUCGAAGUUGCCAGUAGCAUAAAAAUGGCAGUUGCUUUAUGUGCAAAAAAUGGUUCUGUCAUACCUGGAAAUAUUGUGCGGCCUGAUUUAAUUCUAGUUGAGAAGGAUUCAUGGAUUUCUGCGGAAGAUGGUGGUUUGAACAUAAGGCAGUUGGAGUGGAAACAGAAUGGACAUGUAUUCAAGUUGCCUAAAAUGAUCCUUCUUGCUACCAAUAUUAGUAGCACGGAGCUCAAAAAGGCAAAGGCUACAGGUUUUGCAGAUACCGUGAUUAUGAAGCCUUUGAGAGCAAGUAUGAUAGCUGCGUGUCUUCAGCAGGUGGGGAUAGGCAAGAAGAGGCAGCAGGGAAAAGACUUGCUGAAUGAAUCUUCUUUCCUUCAGAACCUGCUCUGUGGCAAGAAAAUCUUGGUGGUCGAUGACAACGUUAUUAACCGGAGAGUUGCUGCAGGUGUGCUGAAGAAAUUUGGAGCUCAUGUAGAGUGCGCUGAUAGUGGAAAAGGAGCACUUGAUUUGCUUAAACUACCGCACGGUUUUGACGCUUGCUUCAUGGAUAUUCAGAUGCCAGAGAUGGAUGGGUUUGAGGCAACCCGCCGAAUUCGGCAGAUGGAGAGUGAGGCGAACAAGCAAGUGAACGGUGGAUCCCCUAUUGAUGGAACUGCCAGAAAUGGCGAGUGGCACACACCAAUACUAGCGAUGACAGCCGAUGUCAUCCACGCCACCUACGACGAGUGCUUAAAGUGUGGGAUGGACGGUUAUGUGUCGAAACCCUUCCAGGAAGAGAACCUCCAUCAGGCGGUUGCUAAGAUCUUCAAGUCUAAACCUGUUGAAGAACCUUAACAAGAUUCCCACUUCUGAGAGCCUGGAACAUUUUCAAAUCUCUGGACCGUGUUGAAACAUUACCAGCAAUUUUGGAUGUCACGCUGGUGCAGUCGUUUUUCCGGCAGAAAAUUGGCAACAGAUGGUUCCUCGGAACACUGAAGAUUCUUGGCGACAUUGAAAAACAGGUUUGCGCAAUCAUGUCUAACCAACUUCCGACUUUUAACUUGAUUAGCAUUCGAGUACAUGUAUACUACAGAACCUUCUGUCCCCACUUGUGUGUAUAGAUCCUUAGGGGAGUAGGAGUCAAAUAUGUAAAUCAUAUUAUUUUUGUAUGCUUUCCACGAAAACUUUCCUUUUUCAGAAAUGUCUCUCAAUAUCUUGAUUUGUGCAAUUGUUUCUUGUACAAGACUUGGUCUCAAUGCCAUUGAAUGUCUGAGAAGAAAAAAAAAAAGAAGAAAUGUUUGUGGAUGAAACAUUGCAUGUCCUUGGACAAGAUCAGAUGAGCCUGCGGAAAUCUUAAAUUCAGUCGGCUAAAAACUGUCCCCAGCUUUUCAUGGCUUUCUUUGGUGUUUCAGUUUAGAAUGAGCAAAACACAAUGCGUUAAUUGCACUAGUGGACCCAGAACUUACC